Molecule: messenger RNA, 3003 nt
Organism: Capsicum annuum
Lineage: Eukaryota; Viridiplantae; Streptophyta; Magnoliopsida; Solanales; Solanaceae
Product: subtilisin-like protease SBT3
Exons: 1
Coding region: 496-2814 (772 amino acids)
Biological process (GO): proteolysis
Molecular function (GO): serine-type endopeptidase activity
Source: RefSeq, a predicted model, not a curated record
CCUCAUCAGCAAAUGGAAAAGUCAGAUUAUAUUAUCCAAAAGCUAAAGAAAAUCUUAUUGGUAACAUGCAGAAUGAGUGAAAGCAACACCCUUCAAUUAUUGACGUCUCCUUUUCAGAAUUCUGUCAUAUCUGCCCUCACAAUAUCAUUUAAAUAAUACAUAUAUAAGAAAUAGUACUAUAGAGUGUAGUAUAAUACAUAUGACUCCGAUAGGUAAGAAGAUAGGCCAUGUUCCUUCCUAGCAGCCUGCAAGAUCAGAUUUAGUGAGAAGAACCAGAAUUUUAUACAAACUGAUACUCAAUAUGUUCAUUUCACUUAUACACUAGCCGCCUAUUUUUAUUACUUUUCUACCCUUUUUAACACAUUUCAGUCACCCCUUUACUAAGCUUAUCUUUAUUAUUGCAACAACCAUACGCUGCUUGCAUUAUCUUAAAAAGUCACUUGAAUUUGUGGCUUCUCAGGGAGGUGUGGUGUGUAGUCAACACAAGGAUCUAGAAUGGGGUUACUUCAUUUUCUCUUACUUUCAUGGUUUCUUUCUGUUCAUUUGCUGUGUUUCUUAGCUAUAGCACAAAGAUCCACUUACAUUGUCCAUUUAGACAAAACUUUGAUGCCUAGUGUCUUUGCUGAUCACCAUCACUGGCAUUCUUCCACUAUUGAUUCCAUCAAAGCUUCUGUUCCUUCAUCUGUGGACAGAUUUCACUCUGCUCCAAAACUUGUUUACUCUUAUGACAAUGUGUUUCAUGGUUUCAGUGCUGUUUUGUCCAAAGAUGAACUGGCAGCUUUGAAGAAGUCACCAGGUUUCAUUUCAGCUUACAAAGACAAAACAGUGGAACCUCACACUACCCACACACCUGAUUUCCUCAAACUCAAUCCUUCAUCUGGUCUAUGGCCAGCUUCCGGAUUAGGCCAAGAUGUGAUUAUUGGAGUUCUUGAUACUGGCAUCUGGCCUGAAUCUGCUAGUUUUCGGGAUGAUGGUAUGCCUGCAACCCCCAAAAGGUGGAAGGGAAUUUGCAAGCCAGGCACACAGUUUAACACUUCAAUGUGCAACAGAAAACUCAUUGGGGCUAAUUACUUCAAUAAGGGAAUUUUGGCUAACGAUCCUACUGUGAAUAUUUCCAUGAAUUCUGCCAGGGAUACUGGUGGUCAUGGCACACAUUGCGCCUCCACAGCUGCUGGGAACUUUGCGAAAGGUGUUUCCCAUUUUGGAUAUGCACCAGGAACAGCAAGAGGAGUUGCACCACGAGCUAGGCUAGCUGUGUACAAGUUUAGCUUUAAUGAAGGAACCUUUACUUCAGAUUUAAUUGCUGCUAUGGACCAGGCUGUUGCAGAUGGUGUUGAUAUGAUAUCCAUUUCUUUUGGGUACCGUUUCAUUCCUUUGUAUGAAGAUGCUAUAUCAAUUGCCGCUUUUGGAGCUAUGAUGAAGGGAGUACUAGUUUCAGCUUCAGCUGGAAAUCGAGGUCCAAGCGUGGGAAGUUUAGGCAAUGGAUCUCCAUGGAUCUUGUGCGUGGCAUCAGGCUACACCGACCGGACAUUUGCCGGAACUUUGACUUUGGGCAAUGGGUUAAAAAUUAGGGGUUGGAGCUUGUUUCCUGCAAGAGCCUUUGUCAGGGAUUCACCCGUUAUUUACAACAAGACUCUAGCUACUUGUGAUUCAGAUGAAUUAUCUCAAGUUCCUGAUCCCGAACGCACCAUUAUCAUCUGUGAUUAUAAUCCAGAUGACAAUGGUAUUGGUUUCUCUAGUCAAAUUUCGAGGAUCAAUCAAGCAAGACUUAAAGCAGGCAUUUUUAUUUCUGAGGAUCCAGCAGUGUUCAGGUCGUCUUCUUUUUCCUACCCGGGAGUUGUGAUUGACAAAAAAGAAGGGAAAGAAGUCAUUAAUUAUGUUAUAAGUAGUAUUUCUCCUACGGCCACCAUAACGUUCCAAGAAACGUAUGUGGAUGGAAAAAGGCCAGCCCCAGUUCUUGCAGGAAACUCAGCACGAGGGCCUUCCAGAAGCUACUUGGGAAUCUCAAAGCCAGAUAUUAUGGCACCAGGCGUACUUAUUCUUGCAGCUAUUCCACCUAAUAUCUUUUCAGAAAGUAUUCAGAACAUAGAAUUAUCCUCUGAUUAUGAACUUAAAUCAGGCACAUCCAUGGCUGCUCCUCAUGCAGCUGGAAUUGCAGCAAUGCUAAAAGGUGCACAUCCUGAAUGGAGUCCUUCAGCUAUUCGCUCUGCCAUGAUGACCACAGCAAAUCAUUUGGAUAGUACUCAAAAGCCUAUUAGAGAGGACGAUAACAUGGUUGCCACGCCCCUAGACAUGGGAGCAGGGCAUGUUGACCCGAACAAAGCUCUUGAUCCCGGCCUAGUAUACGAUGCUACUCCACAAGAUUAUGUAAAUCUUAUAUGCUCUAUGAAUUUCACAGAAGAGCAGUUCAAAACAUUCGCAAGAUCGUCAGCAAAUUACGACAACUGCUCAAAUCCAUCAGCUGAUCUCAACUACCCAUCAUUCAUUGCCUUGUACCCAUUCAGCCUCGAGGGAAACUUCACUUGGUUGGAGCAGAAAUUCAGGAGGACCCUUACAAACGUUGGUGAAGGUAGAGCAACUUAUAAAGUGAAGAUAGAAACUCCCAAGAAUUCGACAGUUACGGUGUCUCCACAAACUCUGGUGUUCAAGGGGAAAAAUGAUAAGCAAAGCUAUACUAUGACAAUUCGCUAUAGGGGUGAUAGCGAUCAGAGUAGAAACGUUGGGUCGAUAACUUGGGUUGAAGAAAAUGGUAAGCACUCAGUUAGGAGUCCUAUCGUUACAUCUACCAUUAUUGAGGUCUGGGGUAGUGAGUGAUGACUAGGGCCAUCAGAUUUGCGCUGUAAGUACAAAAUAUAAGACAAAGGGGACUUAGAGGGAAAUUAUAUACUUCCUCCAUCCACUUGUGUCACAUUUUAGUUCUCAAGAGUCGAACUGCAUGGACGUUGACCAAUAUUUUAAGAUGUAGUUUCCUAUCAUAUUAAUACGAGAAGCAUUGUAACUUAA